AUGGGGUCGAAGGCGGUUCGUUUUACCCUGGGCCUCUGGCUUUUGACCGGGGGGAUUUCCUUGCCCCAUGUGAGUGGCUGGGAACGAGAGGCAAUAUUGGAUCCAUUGGGCAAGGUGCAACUGGCAUGGACGCCUCAUCUCGAAACCAAGGUCAUCGAAUUUGAAUACACCGUCCAGACCCUGGGAUGGGUGGGAUUGGGAUUCUCUCCCACAGGAGGGAUGCGAGAUUCCGACGUCAUCACGGCUUGGAUCAAGGACGGACAAGUUUUUUUCAACGAUAGACACGUACCUGUAGACCAUGAACUUCCGAGAGUAGACGAUGUGCCCAAUUACAAUCUGAUUUCUGCUGUGGAAACGGACACAGCGACCAUCAUUCGAUUCUCGAGGGAAUUCGACACCUGCGACCUCGAACAGGACUUCUACAUCACGGGAGAUACGAUCAAAGUGAUAUAUGCCUACGGAGAAACAGAUCCGGAUGGAGCGGAUCCAUAUUAUCACGGAAUCGACAACAGGGGAACGAAAUCCUUGUAUCUACUCGACCCUCCACUAGGUGAGAUCCCGGACGAUCCUUCGAUCAAGGAAUGGAUUGUGAGCAGGGAAAUGGUGAUUCCGGAAGUAGAUACGACUUAUUGGUGCUCCAUCCAGAAGACACCCGUAGUAGACGUCACAAACCACAUCAUCGGCUACAAGCCGUACGUGAAGCCAGGGAACGAGAAGCACGUGCAUCACCUGCUCCUUUACGCCUGCAGCAUCCCGGAUGAGCUGGUGGACGUGUUCAACUCGUGGGCGGAGCAUGAUGGGGUCCUGUGCUACGGUCCCGAUCACCCUCAGGAAUGGUAUCUGUGUCGAAGCAUACUCAUCGCAUGGGCUGUGGGUGGUGAGAGGUCUGAUCGACUCCAUACAAAUGUACAGAUCAUCCCAUCGGGACAGAAGCAGUUCUUCCUUGCCGGCCACUGCAGCUCCCUCUGCACUUCGACCGUCUUCCCGCCCGAAGGGAUCCACGUCUUCUCCGGCCUUCUCCAUUCUCACUUGAUCGGAAGGAAAAUGCGAGUCCGGGUGUUCCGAAACGGCGAGGAAUUGCCCUGGCUGCUAAAUGACGACAAUUAUGACUUCAACUAUCAGCAGGUCCGAGUCUUUCGGGAACACAUCACCCUUUAUCCUGGAGAUCAACUCAUAAUGGAAUGCGACUAUGAUUCAUCGAAUCGGGAUUCUGUGACGGUGAGUGGUUAUGGAACCGCGGAAGAGAUGUGUCUGGGUUUCUUCCAAUAUUAUCCUGCUCUGAAUCUUGCUGCCUGCUUCAGUUAUCCCAAAUUCGAGGAGGUGUUCUCUCUGUUCGGCAUCACCGACCUCUGGGUCGACCAGGACGGGGGCUUUGACUACAUGGUGUCGGAGAACCAGACUCUGGUGGACUAUCUGAAUGAAUUUGAUUGGUCGGGCAUCGACAUGGAAGGCUUCCAGGACCUCAUGCGUUAA
Messenger RNA from Darwinula stevensoni, 1473 nucleotides. The record is from the annotation of a GenBank genome assembly. NCBI's taxonomy places the organism in Eukaryota, Metazoa, Arthropoda, Ostracoda, Podocopida, Darwinulidae.